UUGACGAUUGCCUAUUUAUAUCACUUCUAUCUUCCUCUGAUCUCCACUACUCCAGUCACAAUCUCCGGCCGGCCAGCCCCGCAGCCACAAUCUCCAUCUCCGGCCGGCAAAUAUUCCAAGAAACCUUGAAUUCUACCCUCCGGCGCCGCCUCUGCAACCACCAACACCGCCGGAAAACAUAUCAUAUCGUCGGAGAUGAUGAUGAUGAUGAGAAAAGUGUGGGAUUUUGUUGAUGAGAUGAAGCCGGUUAUGAUGAUGAUGACGGUUAUGGUAGCGUUCGGUGGGAUGAGUGUUUUCUACAAAGUGGCUUCAAAUGAUGGGAUGAGCUUGAGGAUUCUUAUUGCUUAUCGUUUCAUCUUUGCUGCUGCUUUUAUUCUCCCCAUUGCCCUCUACACCGAGAGAAAGACCAGGCCUAAGCUGACUUGGAUGAUUCUCUUACAAGCCUUUUCUUGUGCAUUAUUUGGGGGUUCAAUGGCUCAAAAUUUGUUUGCAGAGAGCUUAGUCUUAACCUCAGCAACGUUUGCCACUGCCAUCAUUAACCUCAUUCCGGCUUUUACCUUCAUCUUAGCCCUUCCCUUCGGAUUGGAGAAGUUGGGGCUGAGAAGGAGAGCAGGGCAGGCAAAGUUGAUGGGAACACUAAUAGGGAUUGGGGGAGCAAUGGUGCUAACAUUCUAUAGAGGGAAGGAACUUAAAAUCCGCCCAACUCAAUCCCAACCGUUGCUAGACAAUAGAAAUGGACAUGUAAUAUUGCACGAGGACCCUCAUUCUCACAUUUUGGGUGUUUUACUAGCACUGGCCUGCGUUCUCUCCAACGCGAUUUCCUUAAUUAUUCAGGCUAAGAUGAGCGAGUUGUACCCUUGCCACUAUUCCAGCACGGCCUUGAUCACCAUCAUGGGCUCACUCCAAGCUGCAGGGUAUGCACUUUGUACCGAGAGGGAUUGGAGCCAAUGGAAACUAGGGUGGAACAUUAGACUCCUCAUAGUUGUUUACGCGGGGGUGGUGGCCUCUGCAUUGGCCAUAUGUUUUAUGAUGUGCAGCGUGCGCAUGAGAGGCCCAUUAUUUGUAUCCGCCUUCAACCCCUUCAUGCUCGUCUGCGUCGCCAUUACCAGCACAUUGUUCCUCAAAGAGAACCUAUACUUGGGAUGUGUGAUUGGAGCGGUGGCCAUAAUCGUGGGGCUAUAUAUGGUGAUAUGGGGGAAGCAAAAGGAAAUGGAGGGAGUAUCAUCCAAGUUGACGCCGUCAACAAGUUCCGGCGACGACGAAGAAGAAGUUCCCAACGAGAAAGACGUUAACGUUGGCAACAACCUUGUUGCCGUUGGGCCCAAUUUGAUGAUGAUGUUGGGAGCAGAAGAAGUAGAUGUUGAUGAGGAGGAGAAGGGGAUGCGUAAAGGAGAUUUUAAUGUUUAGACUACUUUCUUGGUAGUAAUCAACAAAUUGUUAAUACAAUAACAAUGUUAAUUAGGUCAAAUAUACUACUAAUGUUGGUUUAAUUUGUUAUUGCAGU
Messenger RNA from Ipomoea nil (Japanese morning glory), 1504 nucleotides. RefSeq names its product WAT1-related protein At1g25270-like. NCBI's taxonomy places the organism in Eukaryota, Viridiplantae, Streptophyta, Magnoliopsida, Solanales, Convolvulaceae. Bases 196 to 1407 code for a protein of 403 amino acids. Gene Ontology annotation, molecular function: transmembrane transporter activity. Gene Ontology annotation, cellular component: plasma membrane. The transcript is spliced from 8 exons. The record is from RefSeq and is a predicted model, not a curated record.